GGUGUACCGCAUGAACGGGGGGAGCUGGAGGCCUUUCUUUUCGUUUCGCGCUGGGCGAGAAGAAGACCCGCCGAAGGACUCUGAGAUGAAGUCGUGCCGCACGUGACGGGUUGUCAGGCGGACUGCGGGCCACCGCCUGCCCCGUGCGUCCGCCAUCGUCGCGCCGCAUCGUCAUGUCCGCCCAGUCGCUUCGCUCUCCGUGGCCUCUACAUCCCACUUGAGCGUCUCGUCUUCGUCUAUCAGUCAUGUCGGGUGCCGUGGGCCGUGAGCCAGUCUUCCCGACUCGUCAGUCGCUGGGGUUGAUGAAGGGUAAGCUGAAGGGCGCUGAAAUCGGCCACAGCUUGUUGAAGAGAAAGAGUGAGGCAUUGACAAAGCGAUUCCGCGAGAUCACUCGCCGUAUUGAUGAAGCCAAACAGAAGAUGGGUCGGGUGAUGCAGAUUGCCGCCUUCUCCCUGGCGGAAGUGAGCUACGCUGUCGGAGGCGAUAUCGGAUACCAGAUUCAAGAGUCCGCGAAGCAGGCCCGAUUCAGAGUCCGGACCAAGCAAGAGAACGUGUCCGGUGUCCUAUUACCUCAUUUCGAGAGCCACACGGAGGAAUCCAUCAACGACUUCGGUCUCACCGGUCUUGGAAAAGGAGGUCAGCAGGUGCAGCGAUGUCGGGAGACCUAUGCUAGGGCGGUGGAGACGUUGGUUGAGCUUGCGAGUCUACAGACCGCAUUCGUCAUUCUGGAUGAGGUGAUCAAGGUGGUUAACCGAAGAGUCAACGCCAUUGAGCAUGUUAUUAUUCCCCGUACAGAAAACACCAUCAAAUACAUCAACUCCGAACUUGACGAACUCGACAGAGAAGAGUUCUAUCGACUCAAGAAGGUUUCGGGCAAGAAACAGCGCGACAAUGCUGCUGCGGACGCCGAGAUCAUGGCUGCCCGCGAGAGAGAAGCAGCGAAGCAGCUAACAGAGGGCAAACCUGAAAAGGACGAGACGCCCGACGCCCCGGACGUUCUUGGGGAGUCGGAAGACGCAGAUGUCAUUUUCUAACGGCUAAUUUCCUUUCGUCGCACAUUGUUAUUUCCUAUACCGUUUCAUGUAACUAGUAUACUCGUUUUCUAGCAUGUAGCUGUCUUUUUUGCUUUUUGAUAUCAUUCAGAAGCUAUUUCUUUUCUUCAACUCUUCUCGCUCAUACCAAAUCCGAGCUAAGAUACAAACAAUAGGAAAGAGGC
This is a messenger RNA of Aspergillus steynii IBT 23096, 1216 nucleotides long. RefSeq names its product H(+)-transporting V1 sector ATPase subunit D. The transcript is spliced from 8 exons. Gene Ontology annotation, cellular component: fungal-type vacuole membrane; vacuolar proton-transporting V-type ATPase complex. NCBI's taxonomy places the organism in Eukaryota, Fungi, Ascomycota, Eurotiomycetes, Eurotiales, Aspergillaceae. The record is from RefSeq and is a predicted model, not a curated record. Gene Ontology annotation, biological process: vacuolar acidification. Gene Ontology annotation, molecular function: proton-transporting ATPase activity, rotational mechanism. Bases 246 to 1034 code for a protein of 262 amino acids.